GACAGCAGGUACGAGACUGCUGAAAAGACGUGGAGAAAAGGGAUGAAAAAGAGAGCAAGACUUAAGCCGUGGAGGAGAGAAAAAAAAAGGCAAAAGGGAAGGAGGACCAAAGCUAGUCAAUAAGGAGAUCAUGGUGGUGCAACACUACUGGCUGAUGCUGCUGUUGGUCAGCAGACAUGAAUGGAUUACAGGUGUUUUGAGUGGCAUCAGUCCAUAUAUAAGGCACUAUGAGAUCCUAUCAUAUGACAGGGAGGAUCUUCACAGGAAGCACUUAAGAGCCAGGAGAACCACGCAACCUCAGGAUCACAUCCUGCAUUUGGAUUUUACUGCUUUUCAUAGAACUUUUCGCCUGCUUCUGAGAAAAGAUGCAACGUCAUUUUCCGAAGGAUUCAUCGUGGCUGAUGAAAAUGGUCCCACGUCCGUUGACCUCUCACAUAUCUAUUCAGGAACGCUUGAGGGUGAACGUGGUUCAGCCUGCCACGGCUCUGUGCUUCAGGGUCAGUUUGAGGGAACCAUCCGCACCAUCAAUGGCACUUAUCACAUUGAGCCAAUCCACAGAUACACCAGCAGCCCGACAGAUCACCACUCUAUAAUAUACCAUGAGGAUGACAUGGUCCUUCCACGCCUGAGCUACCACACUGAUGGGUUCUGUGGUGCCGAGCAUCUAAACAGCCUCACCCAAAGCUUUGGACCUAUUCAGGAGACACCAGUGAGCCGUUCUAGGAGAACAGUUGAUGAAUCGAAGACCAGCUGUCUGCUCCACUUCCACGCUGACCACCUCUACUUCAAGAGGUUCAAGUCCGUUGAAGCUGUCGUGGCUCAGGUUGCUUCCUACAUGCGGGCUGUGAAUGAUAUCUAUGACAAGGUUGACUUUGAUGGAAUCAAGCUGAUCAACUUCAGAGUUAAAUCUCUUCUUGUGAUGAACAAGGAAGAUAAAAUGGAUCCUCUGUAUCCUCUUUACAUUGGGCCGGAGAAAUUGUUGAGUCUUUACUCUGAGAAUAACUGGGGCAAUUACUGCCUGUCCUACCUGCUCACCAACAGAGACUACAGUGGAGUGCUGGGGCUUGCCUGGGAAGGGAAGACUGGUAACUGGGGAGGGAUCUGUUCACAGCAAACCACCCUCCGUAAUGGCCGUAACUCCACCCUGAAUACAGGCCUGGUAACAAUUCAGAACUACGGACAGUUCCUCCCCCCUCAACAUGUCCAACUGACCAUGGCACAUGAGCUGGGCCACAGUCUGGGGUCUCCGCACGAUGAGGGCUCUAACUGUGGGAACAUGGGGUCUGCUGGUGGUAAAGGACGGUACCUGAUGUUCCCUCACGCCACAGAUGAGGUGCGUGAAAACAACGAUAAGUUCUCGCCCUGCAGCAUCGAACACAUUAGCAAGAUCCUGAGGCUAAAGAAGGAUAACUGCUUUGUGGUCAGCGAUCAGCCCAUCUGUGGAAACCAGAUUGUUGAGGAAGGUGAGGAGUGUGAUGUUGGUCACAAUGACACAGAUCUGUGCUGCUUCAGCGCUAAAGAGCCUGUAGAAGUCCAGUGUCGUCUCAAGCCUGGUAAAAUCUGCAGUCCCAGUCAGGGCCUGUGUUGUGGUCAGAACUGUGAAUUUAAGCCAGCGGGUCAGAUGUGUGACGAGGAGACAGACUGUCAGAAAGAAAGCGUGUGUUCAGGUCUCGCCCCGUCCUGCCCCGAGCCAAAUGCCAAGGAAAACCUCACCAUCUGCAGCCAGGGCACGCGUGUCUGUCUGAACGGGGUCUGUGCCGAGUCUGUGUGUGCAAAGUAUCGCCUGCAGCAGUGUGACUGUCUAGGAGACUCCAUGAAAGAAAAAUGCCACAUGUGCUGCCAGCAGCCAGAUAAACCUGAGACGUGUGCCAGCACCACCUCCUCUGUACUGUCUGAUCACUUCCAGAGAAAAGCAUUUCCCCUAGUGAGUGGAGCUCCUUGCUCAAGGAACCAAGGAUAUUGUGACAAAUUCCAUGUCUGUCGCCUCCUGGAUGCAGAUGGCCCCAUCGCCAGACUGAAGAACUCUUUUCUACAUUUGGAUGAUUUUGAUGACAUGGGAGAGUGGAUGAAGGCUCAUUGGUGGGUCAUCCUGCUGGUGAUACUGGUGCUGUCUGGAGUGAUGGGUUGCACCGUCUGCCUGUGUGGCCGUACCCUCAACACCCGUGAUUUGGACUGAGCCUUGACCUGUGAUCCCAGCCACCUAUAUGAGUCACACUAAUUAAUUUAGACAUCUUUCUGGGGGGUUUUGAAGCAUCAAAGACACAUUCAUGAGAUGUUUGUGGACAAGCAUGACAGUUUGUGAUCUGCAAGUGGCCUCAGAGGACAUUUAAAGAUCUGCUGAAUGCAUCUCAUUCUUGAUAUUUUUGUACUCCAUUAUAGAGCUGCACUUGCUUUUCCCUGGGCGACUGCACUGUUUAACCUGUUAUACAUGUGUUAUGGAAAAAGUUGGUGCCAAUUGUGGACUGGUUCCCCUCAGAAAAGCCACAUAGGGUGGCACUUCAUUGCUGGCAAAGUAAUGCCACCUGUUGCUGCAAAUACUGUGAUGAAAGACGUCUCUUUUCGGUGAUGAUCCUUGGAUAGGACCUCUGGAGUUACUGCUACCAAUUGCAUGUUUACACCAUAUCAUGUGAUAAUAAAUAUGUUUGGAAUCUCAGGAAAUAACUGUUUACCAGAUAUUUGUCACAGUCUAAAGGUUUCGCUAUGACCCAUGUUUGUUCUAAUACUGACCUUGUCUUUUGGAUUUUCUUGUUCUAUAUUUGAGCUUUAUUAUCCAGUUUAUUUUAAAAUAAUUUCUUGUUUUUCUUUUCUUUUCUAUAUUUUCCCUUCUACUUCUUCUUUGAUUAGCCUUUAACUUGAAAUAUUUUGAGGUGAAGUCAGGAAGAUUAGCUGAAAGAAGUGUUGCAGUUUCAAUCAUCACUCUUCUUAUUUGACUACCACCAGAUCUUCUGUUAACCCUCCAACACCAUGGAAUGCUGAAGAUAUUGAUGAGACAUUUAAGACUGGUGUUACUAUUGGGGUUGAUUUAUUUGGAUUAUGGAAAAGACUUUUUGCAGCUGAUAAUUACUUUUUGAUGAAAACUUUUGGCUCAUAGGCUCUCCUGGAAUCAUGCUAACAGAAUACUUCUUCAUGAUGGUAAGUGUUGGUUCUGUCUCUGGAUCUUUUGCCAGAGUAUGAAGCCAGAGUCAGGGUCAGUGCCAGAGCCUACUUCACCAGUCCCAGGCCCUACAAUGGUCCCAUCUGUCACUGAGUCAGCUGGUAACCUGCCUGUCUGGACUUCCCAGCAGCACUGACUUGGCAAGACAAGGCAUGGCAAGCUUAUUUGUACAGCACAUUUCAUGGACAAGACAAUUAAAAUUGCUUUACAUAAAACAUUAAAAGCAUUGCAGCACGGUGUAGAG
This is a messenger RNA of Melanotaenia boesemani (Boeseman's rainbowfish), 3398 nucleotides long. RefSeq names its product disintegrin and metalloproteinase domain-containing protein 10. Gene Ontology annotation, biological process: Notch signaling pathway; membrane protein ectodomain proteolysis. The record is from RefSeq and is a predicted model, not a curated record. Gene Ontology annotation, molecular function: metalloendopeptidase activity. The transcript has 15 exons. Bases 131 to 2176 code for a protein of 681 amino acids. NCBI's taxonomy places the organism in Eukaryota, Metazoa, Chordata, Actinopteri, Atheriniformes, Melanotaeniidae. Gene Ontology annotation, cellular component: plasma membrane.